Lithohypha guttulata is the source of this 651-nucleotide messenger RNA. RefSeq lists its product as uncharacterized. Gene Ontology annotation, molecular function: copper ion transmembrane transporter activity. Lineage: Eukaryota; Fungi; Ascomycota; Eurotiomycetes; Chaetothyriales; Trichomeriaceae. Gene Ontology annotation, cellular component: plasma membrane. Gene Ontology annotation, biological process: copper ion transmembrane transport. The record is from RefSeq and is a predicted model, not a curated record. The coding region runs from base 1 to 651 and encodes 216 amino acids. The transcript has 2 exons.
AUGUCUUCUUCCAUGACCAUGUCGAUGAGCAUGUCAAGCAUGGCCUCAACUGCCACCUCAGCUGCGGCUGCAGCGACAUCAUCUGCAGCGUCAGGCCACGAUCACGGUGGUAUGGAUAUGGGUGGUAAUUCUUGCAAGAUCAACAUGCUGUGGAACUGGUACACAAUCGACGCAUGCUUUCUCUCAAGCAGCUGGCACAUCAGAAAUAAUGGAAUGUUCGCCGCCUCGUGCAUCGGUAUUGCAGCCCUCGUUGUUGCUCUCGAGUUCUGUCGACGACUUGGCAAAGAAUAUGACGCUUUCAUCGUGCGACAGUUCAAGCGCAAUGUCAAUGCCAGAGCAGCAUCCGUCCGAGCACAAGCAGCUGGUGCAUAUGAAGGAAGUGAACCACCUUUUGCUACCUUCCGUGCAACGCCUGUGCAGCAGUUUAUUCGUGCUGUUCUUCACGCCGUGGUCUUUGGUUUGGCAUAUCUCAUCAUGCUUUUGGCCAUGUAUUACAACGGAUACAUCAUCCUCUCAAUCGUUAUCGGAGCUGGAAUUGGAAAGUUCUUGUGUGAUUGGAUGAUUGUAAAGAUACCAAUAUUUGCUCAGACUGACGACAGCGGGAAGAACAUCGACCAUCAAAUUGACGAGGCUAGUGUCUGCUGCGGUUAA